Messenger RNA from Phragmites australis (common reed), 3295 nucleotides. RefSeq lists its product as uncharacterized. The record is from RefSeq and is a predicted model, not a curated record. The coding region runs from base 106 to 2982 and encodes 958 amino acids. The transcript is spliced from 9 exons. Lineage: Eukaryota; Viridiplantae; Streptophyta; Magnoliopsida; Poales; Poaceae. Gene Ontology annotation, molecular function: ubiquitin binding.
ACUACUGUCUACCGCUCGCGAAUCGCUUGUUCUCUUUUAACUUUCAGAGGAUUUGAGGAUUUGGAUCCAGCCGCAUCCACCUCCUCCGCCUACCCCGAUCCAGCCAUGUCGUCGGCGGCGCCGCCUGCCCAGCAAUCCAAAACCUCCUCCUCCCACCACCGCCGCCACCACCCCGCCUCAAGGCAGCCGCCGCCGCCGCAGCAGCGCGACGCUCCCAAAUCCGCCGCCCCCGCCGCACCAAAAGCCUCGCCUUCGCCCCAGUCAUCGCUCACCACCGCGCUCCGAUCGUCGGUCGCCUCGUCGUCGUCCGCGUCCCGUGCCGGCGGGAGUAGCACCAGCGCCGGCGGCAGCGGAGGAGGCAGAGGCGGAGCGGCCGAUGGAUUCGUCGCGUACCUGCCGCACGACGAGGCGGUCGCGGCGGGGCUCGGCGGCCUCGACGCCCAGGAGUCACAGGACGUCGUAGACCUCCUCAACGAUGAGCUCGCCGCGCUCCUCCGCGCCAAGCCCCGCGAGUUCUGGCGCCAGGUGGCACAGAAUACUUCUUUGCAUGACUUCCUGGAUAGUUACCUACAAUUUAGGCACCGGUGGUAUGAUUUGCCACACCGAGGCCCAAAAGGGACAGUAGCGGGUUUGGUUGUUGGGGAGCUUGAGCUUUGCCGUCGUGUCUUUAUGGUACUCUACCGCAUAUCUUCAAACAAGGAUCCUGGAGCAGGCCGUGGUGAGUCCCUUAGUACGACGGAGCAUACAGCCCUUGUGCUGGAGAAAAAAUUGCUUGAUCUUCCAAAAUUGUUGGAUAUAUGUGCUAUCUAUGAGCAUGACAACAGCAAGUUGACAAGUUCACUGGUUACAAAUGCUAUCAACGUGCAGCCAAACGUUCUGGAUAGCAUUAAUAUAGCCAUUCCUCAAUUCCUCGGCAUUUUCCACACAAUGCAUGAUAGGUGCAUGACAUCAUUACAGGUGCUCACUUCACCUGGAUCUAAUGCUAAUGGAUAUGGCCAGCUUCAGAAAGACUUCUUGGAGGUGCUAGAUUUUAUAAAUGAUGCAAUUGUCACUUUGGAUUCCUUUGUUGGUGCUUAUCAACCUGCUUCUUUAUUGUUCUGUACUAAUUUUGAAAUGAGCUAUGGGGUUGACGAAUUAUUGAAUACCCUUUCUAGACUGUAUGGUUCAUUGUUACCAUCAUUGCUUCAGGGGUUUAAAGUUAUGUCCAGGUCCCAGAGCAAUGGAGAGGCAUCAUCUGAUAUCAUACUUAGCGACAUAGCUCUAGGUAUAAAGAUGUUGUCAAAGAGAGCAGUCAGAUUUGGUUGGAGAUUAUUGCACUACUGCUACUUAAAUGAUCAACUUAGGGAGCAUGAUACUCAAGACUAUACUAAGAUGUUUCCAGCUAAAGUUGAAGACCCUAUGAUCAGGGGAGAUAUCUUGGUUCAAACACUCAAGGAUAUGAAUGGAGAAGCCACUAACACUUCUCAAGCGAACCAUGGAAAUACAUUCCUCCAAGCUCUUGAAAAUGAAUUUCAGUUAAUGAACCGGAUAGGCAAUAUCCGGAACAAAGGAUGGAUAUACAUGGAUGAUGAGCAGUUCCAGUUCAUAUCGCGUUUGUGUGGAUCUACUCACACAUCUUGGAAUAGUGUACCUGAUUUGCCAGUCUCUUCUGGUGGUGAAUUACAACAGAAGGAUGAGGAAACGGCGAUAAUUGAGUCCAAGAUAAGUCAGAUAAAGGACCUUUUCCCUGAUUAUGGGAAGGGUUUCCUUGCUGCUUGCCUGGAAGCCUACAACCUGAACCCCGAGGAAGUUAUCCAAAGGAUAUUAGAAGGCACACUUCAUCAAGAUCUUCUAGCUCUGGAUACUUCAUCAGAAGAGAUGCCACAGAAAAAACUCGCACCAACUGCUGUUAAAGAUAAAGGAAAGGGCAUAUUAGUGGAGACUGCGACUCAAAUUAGAAACAAACCCUAUAAAGUUGCUGAGACACGUUACAUUGUUGAAGAUGGCCCAUCUUCAGUUUCAUCAGCAUCCCAGGGCCCAUCUUCAAUUUCAUCAGCAUCCCAAGGCCCAUCCUCAUCUGUAUCAUCUGUCCCACAAGGUAGAUUUACAAGGAAGGCCAAUGAUGAUUUGCCUGACACUGCAACUCUGGAGUCAAAAAAAGCUAAAGAUGCCGUUAGAUCUGCUGUCCUUGAAUCCCAGUAUGAAUAUGAAGAUGAGUAUGAUGAUUCAUUUGAUGAUCUUGGCUUCAGUGUGGUAGAGUCAAGUUAUGAGCAAAUUGAUGAUGCCAAUGACACCGAAGCUUCAUCACAGGGCCCAAGAUGGAGUUCACAAAAGAAACCUCAGUUUUUUGUUAAGGAUGGGAAAAAUUACAGUUAUAAGGUUGCUGGUUCAGUUGCGGUAUCUAGUGCUCGAGAAGCAGCUGUCAUUCGGCAAACUCAAAAAGAUACAAUUUAUGGUCUUGGCCGUGGAGGAAAUGUUCCUUUUGGAGUUCCCAACAGGCAGCAUAUAGAUGUGGAGGAAGAGGAGGUUGAUGAUGCAAACAACUUCAGCAGAGGAGGUUUGAAUCCCCGCGGCCGAGGCAGAAGAGGUCGCAGAGGUCAAGGCAACCCUCCAGAGGAGAAUGAGAACUCUAAUGGACGAGGCUUCGGCCGUGGUGCUAAACGAGGGGGCUGGAAUCAGGGCAGCCCAGCUGAGGAACACGGGAACCCUAAUGGCCAGCAAGGUUUUGGCCGUGGUUCUAGACGAGGGGGCUGGAAUCAGGGCAGCCCGGCUGAGGAACAUGGGAACCCUAAUGGCCAGCAAGGUUUUGGCCGUGAUGCUAGACAAGGCGAUAGGAACCAUGACCAUUUAACUGAGGAUAAUGAAGACCAUGAUCCAGCACAGGGUUUUGCUCGAGGAGGGCCAACUCCUCGUGGUGGCAGCGGUGGAAGGAGAGGUGGCCGGAAUCAUCACAGGAGAGAUCGGGCAAUGAAGAAGCAUAUGCAAGGAAUGACAGGGCUUUAGCUGACGGUGGCGCUCACUUUUGAAGGGCGGGAACUGUAAAUGACAUUUUUGUUGGCACUUAUACGAGAGAUCAAGCACUCAGCUACUGCCCCCCCCCCCCACACACACACAUAGUUGCUAGUCUAUAUUGUAAAAAAUAGCAUAUGAAAUGAGAAUGCCAUAGAGAUUAAUUGUCCUGAAGUACUUGUUGCGUCGUGCAGUGUUGCACACUCAUCCUGAUUGUUCAUGUUACCUUCUGGGUUGCCCAAAGGUUUGUAAUUUUGUAUCCGAGACGCUUCAAUGCAGAUCUAUGUAGUCAUCUGCUUUGGAGGAA